Messenger RNA from Exserohilum turcica Et28A, 1893 nucleotides. RefSeq lists its product as uncharacterized. Gene Ontology annotation, biological process: cytoskeleton organization; regulation of adenylate cyclase activity. Bases 188 to 1768 code for a protein of 526 amino acids. The record is from RefSeq and is a predicted model, not a curated record. The transcript has 4 exons. Gene Ontology annotation, molecular function: actin binding; adenylate cyclase binding. NCBI's taxonomy places the organism in Eukaryota, Fungi, Ascomycota, Dothideomycetes, Pleosporales, Pleosporaceae. Gene Ontology annotation, cellular component: cytoplasm.
CGCCCUGCCUCGCACACGGGCGUUUGUCUAGCCAGCGCCAAUCAUUCCCCGUUAGGCACGGCAAGCGUCGCACGAGCUGCACAGCGCCGCAGCUGCCCCCCCUCCCCUCCCUUCCCCGAGCCUGGAGUUAGCAGCAGCCCGAACAGACGUGCCUCUGCCACAAACGCAGCAAACGCGCCUUCCCCGCAUGGCCAACAACAUGAAUAACCUGACGACGCUGAUCAAGCGGCUUGAGGCCGCCACCUCGCGUCUCGAAGACAUUGCCAGCUCCGCCCUCCCAAGCGCCGGCGACGGCGUUGCCAGCUUCAAUGGCGCCUCGCUGAAUGCCACGCCCGGCGCCACAGAAUCAAACACCAACGCAGGCGCCCCGAAGCUGGUCGCUGAGGCUGCGCCCCCGCCAGCAAUUGAGGCUUUCGACGAGCUCGUCAACUCAGAACUGAAGGAAUGGCUCGAGCUGAGUGGGAAGCUGGGAAGCGUCAUUGAGGGGCAGUCCAAGGCCGUCGAGGGCGCUUUCGCCGCCGAGCGCAAGUUCCUCUUCAUUGCCAACAAGGCCAAGAAGCCCGACGACCGCACCCUCAUGGAGCUGCUCAAGGACCUCCAGGCAAACAUGGAGAAGACGGACGAGUUUAGACAGAGCAACCGCGACGCGGCUCUGAAAGACCCGCUUUCCAUGGUUGCCGACGGCGUGGGCUCCCUCGGCUGGGUGACCAUCGGCCAGGGCGGAGGCAUGAAGCCCCACGAGCACAUCAACGAGCUGGUUGGCGGAGCCCAGAUGUACGGCAACAAGGUGCUCAAGGAAUACCGCGACAAGCCCGAGGGCGAAGUGCAUGUCAAGUGGGUUCAAUCUUACUACAGGCUGUUCAAGGCCCUCGCCGAAUACGCAAAGAAGCACCACACCACCGGCGUAGCCUGGAACAGCAAUGGCAUCGACGCCAAGGAAGCCGCAAAGCAAGUCUCUGGCGGGUCCAGCAUACCUGCACCACCAGCUCCAGCAGGAGCCGUGCCACCACCGCCUGGUCCUCCCCCACCACCAGGCCCGCCGCCACCGCCUGGUACGGCACCUCCGGCUAAGAAGGCUGCUCCCGAUAUGAAUGCCGUCUUUGGGGAGCUCAACAAGGGCUCCGACGUCACAAAGGGACUGAAGAAGGUCGACCCAAGCCAAAUGACGCAUAAGAAUCCGGCAUUGCGAACGAAUGCGCCAGUGCCCACACGCAGCGAUAGCACCAGCAGCCUGGGCAGGAGUAAGAGCCCCGCACCGCCCAAGGCGAAGAAGCCAGAAAGCAUGCGGACCAAGAAGCCUCCAAAGAAGGAGCUGGACGGGAACAAGUGGAUAAUAGACAACUUUGACUCGCCGAGCGAAAUGAUUGAAAUCGACGCCGAGAUCAACCACUCGAUUCUCAUUUCGCGCUGCAAGAACACUACGAUCCGCGUCAACGGCAAGGCUAAUGCGCUUUCUCUCGACAACUCGUCACGCACAUCUCUUAUCAUCGACUCGAUGGUCAGCUCUAUAGACGUGAUCAAGUGCCCCAACUUUGCCCUCCAAGUCCUCGGCACCCUCCCCACCAUUCUCCUCGACCAGGUCGAUGGCGCCACUGUAUACCUAUCGAAAGACUCAUUAGCGACUGAAGUCUUCACCAGCAAGUGCAGCAGCGUAAACAUCAACCUCCCCACUGAAGACGACUAUGUCGAGAACCCGCUACCCGAACAAAUCAGGAGCUACGUCCAGGAUGGCAAGCUUGUCAGUGAAAUCGUGGAGCAUGCAGGUUAGAUGAAGGCCAUAGUUGUUGUUGGUUUGACCGUCCGACUGCAGAUGAAGAUUUGGAUACGGUGUUGCAUUCGGUAAUGUCUGACACGUCUGUUACUUUUGUCCUGUUUGGAUCGUGCCUGGUGGGA